AGAAAUGGCUCUCGAGUAAAGCAACGAAAUAUAUAAAUCCCCACGAUGCUCCCAUCCCAAGUACCUAGGCUUGCCCAUCUUCUCUAGCAGGCAAAGCACAGAAUUAUAGGAACAAUCCCACCAACCUAAAGCUAUACCCCCAAGUACAACUCACUACUAGCUAUCAUCAUGUCCACCGCCGCCGCAAUCCCCAUCGCUUCCUUCGGCAACAACCCCGAGGUCGCUCAAGCCAUUCGCGAAAAGCUCCUUCCAGGAUAUGACGUCGUCCACACAACCCUCACCCUCUCCACCUCCCUCUCGGAACUUCCCCCUCUCUGCACCGGCACCUUCUCCCACCUCCCCUCGUCGAACCUCGGCUCCAACGCCACGGCCGCCACCCCAGCCGACCUCAAGGUGCCCAAGGCCAUCAUCUUCGGCGGCGGCGUGUCCCCUUCGGACGCCGAGCAAGUCAAAGAAGCGGUGCUGGCCAAGAACCCAGACAUCAAGUUCGUCCAACUCACGCGGGAGGAUAUGGUCGCCGCGGGGGCCGAGGGGCCGGAUCCCGAGGUGAUUGGACGCUUGUUGAAGGAGAGAUUGGCCGAGGCUUUGGCUUGAAGCUUCGUUGGAAAACAACUGAACCUACUUGCAUUCGUGUUUGGUGUGGUUCGGGAUGGGGCUUGCUAGUAU
Messenger RNA from Neurospora hispaniola, 666 nucleotides. RefSeq lists its product as uncharacterized. Lineage: Eukaryota; Fungi; Ascomycota; Sordariomycetes; Sordariales; Sordariaceae. The coding region runs from base 169 to 594 and encodes 141 amino acids. The transcript has 2 exons. The record is from RefSeq and is a predicted model, not a curated record.